GGUGCAGCCUCUGGAGACCGCACCUAGCCUUGAGGAAGAGUCCAGAGAGAGGAAAUGUCCCCUGAGCCAAGGGAAGCAAGGCCUCAGGUGUCCGUGACAUUUGAGGACGUGGCUGUGUGCUUUACUCGGGAUGAGUGGAGAAAGCUGGAUCCUUCUCAGAGAAGCUUGUACCGAGAGGUGAUGCUAGAGAACUACAGCAACCUGGCCUCACUGGGUCUCCCAUUUACCAAACCGAAGGUGAUCUCAGUGUUACAGCAAGGAGAAGAUCCUUGGAAGGUUGAGACGGAAGGUGCUAGAGGCUCCACACUUGGAUGGAAGCACAGUCACAAAACCACAAAGUCAACACAAACACCAGAUUCUUCAUUUCAAGCACUGAUAAUGAAAAGAUCCAAAAGGAAUGCGCCCUGGAACUUGAAAUCAGAAAAACGUUGCAUAUAUGAAGACAAAUCAGAGAAAAAGAAGGGUAAGAGUACAGAAAGAAGUCAUAAAACCAAUGAGUUUACUCACAAGUUCAGCCCAAAGUCAGUCUUUAUGAGACAACAGAUAGUUUCCAGAGAAGAAACACCACCAAAAUGUGAAAAAGAAGCAAACACUUUCAAACAGAAUUCAGACUUACCUAAUCAACCAAAACUCACAGCAGAGAAACGCUAUCAGUGUAGUAUUUGUGAGAAAACCUUCAUUAACACUUCAUCCCUUCGUAAACAUGAGAAAAACCAUAGUGGAGAGAAAUUAUUUAAAUGUAAAGAAUGUUCAAAAGCCUUUAACCAAAGUUCAGCUCUUAUUCAACAUCAGAUAACACACACUGGAGAGAAACCUUACAUUUGCAAAGAGUGUGGGAAAGCUUUCACCCUCAGCACAUCCCUUUAUAAACACCUAAGAACCCACACUGUGGAAAAAUCCUACCGAUGUAAGGAAUGUGGGAAAGCCUUUGGAAGAAGGUCAGGCCUUUUUAUACAUCAGAAAGUUCACGCCGGAGAAAAUCCUUGUAGAUACAAUCCAGGUAGGAAGGCAUCUAGCUGCAACACAUCCUUUCCUGGCCAAAGACUUCAUUCCAGAAAGAAGUCCUAUUUGUGUAACGAAUGUGGCAAUACCUUUAAGUCCAGCUCUUCCCUUCGUUACCACCAGCGAAUUCACACUGGUGAGAAACCUUUUAAAUGUAGCGAGUGUGGGAGGGCCUUCAGUCAGAGCGCAUCACUUAUUCAACAUGAGAGAAUCCACACUGGAGAAAAGCCCUACAGAUGUACUGAAUGUGGGAAAGGCUUCACUUCUAUUUCACGACUCAACAGACAUCGAAUAAUUCAUACUGGUGAGAAGUUCUAUAAUUGCAAUGAAUGUGGCAAAGCCUUGAGUUCCCACUCAACACUUAUUAUUCAUGAGAGAAUUCAUACUGGGGAGAAGCCAUGUAAAUGUAAAGUGUGUGGGAAAGCCUUCAGACAAAGUUCAGCUCUCAUCCAACACCAGAGAAUGCACACUGGAGAGAGACCCUAUAAAUGCAACGAGUGUGGGAAGACAUUCAGGUGUAACUCCUCCCUGAGUAACCACCAGAGAAUUCAUACUGGGGAGAAACCAUACCGAUGCGGGGAGUGUGGGAUGUCAUUUGGCCAAAGUUCAGCUCUUAUUCAGCAUCGAAGGAUUCAUACGGGAGAGAAACCCUUUAAAUGUAAUACAUGUGGGAAAACUUUUAGACAAAGCUCCUCACGUAUUGCACAUCAGAGAAUUCACACAGGGGAGAAGCCCUAUGAAUGUAACACCUGCGGGAAACUGUUCAACCACAGGUCAUCUCUUACUAAUCACUAUAAAACUCAUGUGGAAGAGGACUCCUAGAAAGCAGAUUUGCAUCCUUGAAGGCCUAAACCAAAGCUCAUCAGAGAAUAUGUGCUCAAGAAUGGAGUAAGAAAUGUUAAUGGAUGUGAAAAUCUAUAUUCAUUCAGUUCUCAACUCCGACUGCAUAAUAAUUAUGAGGAAAAUAUUUGUGCCUGUUGGACACUUUUUAAAAUUACUUGAGAGCUGGACAUGGUUGUACACACCUCUAGUUCCAACUAAUUAGGAGGCCAAGGUAGGAAGAUAUUUUGAGCUCAAAGAGUUUGAGACCUUGUCUCAGAAAUGAUGAUGGUGACAACAAUGGUGGCGAUAAUGACCUAAAAUGAAUAAUUCACAACUAGAGACACUGACUUUGGGCGUUUGUAAAAUAAAUGGCAUUUGAUUUAC
Messenger RNA from Perognathus longimembris pacificus (Pacific pocket mouse), 2208 nucleotides. Its product is annotated as zinc finger protein 354A. NCBI's taxonomy places the organism in Eukaryota, Metazoa, Chordata, Mammalia, Rodentia, Heteromyidae. Gene Ontology annotation, biological process: regulation of DNA-templated transcription. The record is from RefSeq and is a predicted model, not a curated record. The transcript is spliced from 4 exons. The coding region runs from base 55 to 1824 and encodes 589 amino acids.